ACUAAGCCGAAAAAGUAACCAGAGUACCUUAAGAACUAAGAACUAACGUGCACACGAAACACAGACAAUAUCAAAUAAGCAUUAGAUGAAAGGUGAUAGGAAAGGAAGUGCUGUAGAGCAGCAUUACUGGAAUGUACUGGCAGGACUUUCGGUGGUGGCAGAGCAGUAGUAAGUGGCAACACUGCUGGGGAGGGAAAGCGGCGUCCGUGUUUACCUGAAGGGGGUGAGAUCUCGCUUACCUGAGGAGAGAUAGAGAUUAAAAAAAAAAAAAAAAAGAGAGAGGAGAUCUCGCACCUCUCCUCUCCUGACAAGCGAGAGUAAGGAGGAGCACUAACCGGGCAUAGUGCUAAGCUACGUAGGUCACCAAGAUGCCCAAGAAUUGUGCCGCCGUGGGGUGCACCAACCAUAAUAUGAUGACCCACAAAAAGCUUUCCUUCUGUAUCUUCCCUAACAAGAAGAAGCAGCCGGAGCGGUGGAAGAAAUGGGUGCAGGCCCUCAACAGGGUCAACCACGACGGUUCUGACUGGCAGCCUGGAGGAAAAUACGUCUACCUCUGUUCUGAGCACUUCAUGACAGGAAAGCCAAGUCCUGAUCCUGACCACCCUGACUACCUUCCUACUGUGUUCAAGAACAGACCAGCAGAGUCAGCCACCAGUAGGAAGUUUCAGAGACCAGAAAGGCUCUUUACUGAAGGUAUAGCACACAAUGGUCCCUCAUCUUCCUCCACCUCCUCCUCAGAAGCAUUUCAAGUAUCACCCAGCAAGUUCUCAACUACUAAUACAAGCCUAAAGGACAAGAUAAUGUCAUCAGACCCCUCCCACCUGAUGCUCACAGACCCCCCAAGGAAAGUGUCAGGUUUUACUCAGACCCCGACACUAAUAAAUAAUAAUCACAAAUUUAGAAACAACAACAACAGGACUAUGAUGUAUGAUAUGGUGGACAGCCUAAAAGAUAAAGUGGAUAAAGUAGACUUAAAAAGGAAAAUUGAAGGUUUUGAAAGACAGCUUGCAGUGUCAAGAUAUGAAUCAAACAAAUGCAUGAGACCAGAUGAUGAUAACUGGAUCCAUUAUACUGGACUUGAUUCUAUAAUUUUCCAGACAUUUUGUGCUCUGAUCAUUGCUCAACUCUUCAGUGGUGAUAAGUGAAAGCUUUGAGUAUUGUCAGCCCUUCCCCAGUUAUCAUUAGUAUCACUUUCUUCCCUUCUUUCCCAGUAUUGCCUUGUGUGACAUGAACAUUGGAAACACUGAUAAGCAGAUGAUCUUUAUGAGUGACUGUUUUGUUAUCAGAUAUUUUCUGGGAAUGUCAUGCUUUUCUGGAACACACAUACACACCCACACUGCAUAAUGUAGUGGUUAACACUCUCAGCUCACAACCGAGGUCUGAGUUUGAGUCUCGGGUGCGGCGAGGCAAGUGGGUGAGCCUCUUAAUGUGUAGCCCCCAUUUACCUAGCAGCAAGUAGGUAAUGGGAUGUAACUUGAAGAAUUGUGGUCUUGCUUUCCCAGUGUGUGGAGUGUGGUGUAGUCUCAGUCCUACACAAAGAUCGGUCUAUGAGCUCUGUGCUCGCUUUGUAGUGGGGAAGGCUGACUAAGUGACCAGCAGGUGACUAUGAAUAGAAAAUACACACACACACACACACACACACACACACACACACACACACACACACACACAAACACACACACACACACACA
Portunus trituberculatus (swimming crab) is the source of this 1691-nucleotide messenger RNA. RefSeq names its product THAP domain-containing protein 5-like. NCBI's taxonomy places the organism in Eukaryota, Metazoa, Arthropoda, Malacostraca, Decapoda, Portunidae. The transcript is spliced from 4 exons. The coding region runs from base 369 to 1145 and encodes 258 amino acids. The record is from RefSeq and is a predicted model, not a curated record.